Molecule: messenger RNA, 839 nt
Organism: Amoebophrya sp. A120
Lineage: Eukaryota; Dinophyceae; Syndiniales; Amoebophryaceae
Source: the annotation of a GenBank genome assembly
AUGUACUUGAGAAGACUUCCUAACGGCGUCCAGCUGUAUGACCUGCAGCGAGGUGGGGCCGACGUGGAUGCGUCGGGCCAGCCGUGGUACCCGCGCAGGGGCUUGGGGCAUGUAGACGGCGAAGGGGGGAAAUUAGAUGCUGCAAGACGCGGUAGCGGUUUUGGAGAAGAUUUCAAGGCACAGAGUAACAAGUACACCAGUAGCACGAGGAAAAAUCUUCAUCCUUCCGCCUCAUAUCAGAAUAAAUUGGAGUUGUAUAGUAGGGACCUACUAGCAUGACGUGUGUAGUACAUAUUGCACAAGAAUAAAUCAUUCUGAUUAUAAUCCUGCCGGCAGAUAAUUCUGAUUGAGCACUAUGGGGAUGGCGGUGGUUCUUUUUGCCUAGGAUAACGAAGGAGUUUUGCGAACUCGACUCGGACGGCGACGGCAUGACCAAUGGCCUCGAGCUCGGCGACCCGUGUUGUGAAUGGGAUCUUGCGACGUACGGGGAUGCAACGGAUUUAUGGCCCGGCGGCCGGACCGAUCUGUCGACCUUGACGCAGCCCGGCUUGGCGGACGAGAAAAGUGUCGUGGACGCGCAAAACGCACUGUACGGCAAGGCGGUGGUGUGCACCACGGAGACGGACCAGGGUCUCGGAGCGGCAGCCGCGGAGGGCACGGAGAGCACGCAAGAGCAGGGCGGCGGUGCGGAUAGUGGAGAUUGGGCGGACACGGGUACUAGUGGCGGAAACGAGGAGCAGGGCAGCAGCGACACCAAGGGAGGGGCCGGGGGCGCAGGCGACACAAAAUCAAACUCCAGCUCGAAGAACGAAGGCGGCGGCGGUUUCUUGUGCUGCUAA